Columba livia (rock pigeon) is the source of this 5381-nucleotide messenger RNA. It is a transcript of the gene SEMA5B, whose product is annotated as semaphorin 5B. Gene Ontology annotation, molecular function: semaphorin receptor binding; chemorepellent activity. Gene Ontology annotation, biological process: negative regulation of axon extension involved in axon guidance; neural crest cell migration; positive regulation of cell migration. The transcript is spliced from 25 exons. Lineage: Eukaryota; Metazoa; Chordata; Aves; Columbiformes; Columbidae. Bases 526 to 3726 code for a protein of 1066 amino acids. The record is from RefSeq and is a predicted model, not a curated record.
ACAACCUUUGUCGAUCCAGCUCCAACACCCACACCAAAAGUUGGGAGAUCUGUGUUUUCCAGCACUACCAUCUGCUCCUCCGUGCUACUCAGGAGCACGCUUACUGUUACGCCUCAGAGGAAACAAACAAAAGGUGUGCUUGCCAAGUCGAUGCUGAACCUGUCUGUUCAUGGGCUUCUAGGUGGAGUAUAAAUCAUCCACAAACAAGCUUAUGAGAAAAAUAGAAGGAAGGAGGCCAAAGAGGGAUGCGAGAGAAAGAAGUCUGCAGAAUCCAAGGGAUUCAGAGAAGGCUGCAGUGGGACUGCCUCUGAGAGGGAGCGUUUACGUCACUAAUUCUUGACGGGUUUACCUUCUGGAGCUCCAACCUUGGACUGCUGCCGGGAUAUUUGUCUUGGACUUGGCCUCUGGGCUGGUUACUAAGGAUUUUCCCUGGAGCGUGACUUUGAAUAUGACACUUCAGUAAUGCAGAGGCUGUAUCCUCCCUGGGCCUACCUUGGAAGCUAGAUCUGCAACCGCCCUUCAGUCAUGGUUGUUUCAAGAUUAAAGGCCAUCUCCCUGUCAUUGCCAAGCCUUUUUCUUCUUGCUUUUCAUCUCUCGGCAUCACAGAAUGUACUUGAAUACUCUGAAGUUGAAUAUCAGCAAUGUGUCAGGAAAGAGCACCCCACAAUUGCUUUUGAAGAUCUGAAGCCCUGGGUGUCGAAUUUCACCUAUCCAGGUGUGCAGGACUUUUCUCAGCUUGCACUGGAUGCCAACAGGAACCAGCUCAUUGUGGGAGCAAGGAACUACCUCUUCAGACUUAGUCUACACAACGUUUCUCUGAUUCAGGCAACAGCAUGGGGUUCAGAUGAAGACACCAGGAGGUCCUGUCAAAGUAAAGGGAAAACAGAGGAAGAGUGCCAGAACUAUGUCCGAGUGCUGAUUGUUUAUGGCAAGAAGGUUUUUACCUGUGGUACCAAUGCCUUUUCACCAGUGUGUUCCAGCCGACAGGUAGGAAAUCUUAGCAAAAUCAUUGACAGAAUUAAUGGGGUGGCUCGGUGCCCGUACGACCCUCGGCAUAACUCGACAGCUGUGAUUACAUCACGAGGAGAACUCUAUGCUGCAACUGUAAUUGAUUUCUCUGGACGGGAUCCUGCUAUUUACCGCAGCCUUGGAAAUGUUCCCCCACUUAGGACAGCACAAUACAACUCCAAAUGGCUCAAUGAGCCUAACUUUAUUGCUGCCUAUGACAUCGGCUUGUUCACCUACUUCUUUUUCCGUGAGAAUGCAGUAGAACAUGACUGUGGGAAAACAGUGUAUUCUCGCGUGGCAAGGGUUUGCAAAAAUGAUAUCGGAGGGAGAUUUUUGCUGGAGGACACGUGGACAACAUUCAUGAAGGCCAGGCUGAACUGCUCCCGUGCUGGUGAAAUCCCUUUCUAUUAUAAUGAAUUGCAAAGCACCUUCUACCUUCCUGAGCAAGAUCUGAUCUAUGGUGUCUUCACUACUAACGUAAACAGCAUAGCUGCCUCAGCAGUGUGUGCCUUCAAUCUGAGUGCCAUUACUCAGGCAUUUAAUGGCCCUUUCCGUUACCAAGAAAACCCAAGAUCAGCCUGGCUGCCAACGUUAAACCCCAUCCCUAAUUUCCAGUGUGGGACGCUGAGUGAUGACAGCCCUAACGAGAACCUGACGGAGAGAGUCCUGCAGGAUGCGCAGCGCUUGUUCCUGAUGAACGACGUCGUGCAGCCGGUGACUGUAGAUCCAUACGUGACCCAGGACAGCAUUCGGUUUUCCAAACUGGUGGUCGAUAUUGUUCAGGGGAAGGAUACUCUCUACCACGUGAUGUAUAUUGGGACAGAGUACGGCACCAUCCUGAAGGCCCUUUCCACCACUAACAGGAGCCUGAGGAGUUGUUAUUUAGAGGAAAUGCAGAUCCUCCCUGAUGGACAACGGGAAGCAAUCAAGAGCCUCCAAAUCCUGCACAGCGACAGGUCGCUCUUUGUGGGCUUAAAUAAUGGAGUGCUAAAAAUUCCUCUGGAGAGAUGCUCCAUGUACAGAACAGAAGGGGAAUGUCUAGGAGCCAGAGAUCCCUAUUGUGGCUGGGAUAGCAAGCAGAAGCGAUGCACCACCAUUGAGGACAGCUCCAACAUGAGCCUGUGGACUCAAAAUAUCACUGAGUGCCCAGUGAAAAACCUGACAACAAAUGGAAGACUGGGGCCUUGGUCCCCAUGGCAACCUUGUGAGCAUUCGGAUGGGGACAGCACAGGCUCCUGUAUGUGUAGGUCACGUUCAUGUGACAGCCCUCGUCCUCGCUGUGGAGGUCGCAGCUGUGAAGGGGCCAGGAUUGAGGUCGCAAAUUGCUCAAGAAACGGCGCUUGGACACCCUGGUCGUCCUGGGCCCCCUGUAGCACCUCCUGCGGGAUUGGCUUCCAGGUCCGCCAGCGAUCCUGCAGCAACCCUGCUCCACGGUACGGUGGCAGGGUCUGCGUUGGACAGAGCAGGGAAGAAAGAUUCUGUAAUGAGAACAGUCCAUGUCCAUUACCAAUUUUUUGGUCUUCAUGGGGUCCUUGGAAUAAAUGUAGUGUGAAUUGUGGUGGAGGGAUUCAUUCAAGGCAGAGGUCCUGUGAAAAUGGAAAUACAUGUCCAGGUUGUGCUGUGGAAUAUAAGACCUGCAACCCAGAGAGCUGCCCAGAGGUGCGCAGGAACACACCCUGGACCCCUUGGAUGCCCGUCAACGUCACCCAGAAUGGUGCCCGCCAGGAGCAGCGCUUCCGCUACACAUGUCGUGCCCAGCUGUCUGAUCCCCAUGAGCUGCAGUUUGGGAGGAAGAAGACCGAGAGUCGAUUCUGCCCCAAUGAUGGCUCAGCAGUGUGUGAUACUGACUCUCUUGUUGAUGACCUCCUCAAGACUGGUAAGACCUCUGCACGGAUUAUCAAUGGGGGCUGGUCCUUUUGGGGAGCCUGGUCUUCCUGUUCCAGGGACUGUGAGUUGGGCUUUAGGACCAGGAAGAGAACAUGUACAAAUCCUGAGCCUAAAAAUGGUGGCUUGCCCUGCGUGGGGUCAGCGAUGGAGUACCAGGACUGCAAUCCACAUCCCUGCCCAGUGAAAGGCUCAUGGUCUUGCUGGACUCCUUGGUCUCACUGCUCAGCAACCUGCGGAGGAGGACACUACCAGCGCACGCGGACUUGCACCAAUCCAGCUCCGUCCAGCGGAGAGGAUAUCUGCAUUGGUCUGCACACUGAGGAGGCCCUUUGCAACACGCACCCCUGUGAAGGUGGCUGGUCAGAGUGGUCGGAGUGGAGCCUGUGUAAUGAAGAAGGCAUCCAGUACCGCAGCCGUUACUGCGAGGUACACAGCCCAGACUCUUCUCAGUGCGUCGGAAACAGCACGCAAUACCAAGAUUGCCUGUAUAAUGAAAUUCCUGUGAUCCUCCCAGCCUCCAGCAUUGAUGAGAGCACAAACUGUGGAGGUUUUAGUCUCAUCCAUCUGAUUGCCACUGGGGUCUCCUGUUUCUUCGGCUCUAGCCUCUUAACAUUUGUGAUUUACGUGUACUGUCAGCGCUGCCAGAGACAGUCCCAGGAGUCGACUGUUAUCCACCCAACCACUCCCAACCACCUCCAUUACAAGGGCAACACAACCCCCAAGAAUGAGAAGUACACUCCUAUGGAGUUCAAGCUUACAGAAGUGACACACUUAAUAUCGGGGGGUCCAAACCUGGAUAUCUACCAAUGGAGAUGGAGAUCAGACACUUAACAAGAACAAUUUGAUCCCAGAUGACAGGACCAACUUCUACCCAUUGCAGCAAACCAAUGUGUACACGACAACCUAUUAUCCAAGUACACUGAAUAAAUAUGACUACAGGCCCGAGGCCUCCCCUGGAAGGACCUUUACCAACAGCUGAUGAUGGACAGCUCCUAAGGACUGGAUCACUUCCUAUAUGAUUUUUUUUUAAUUGAUUUUAUGGACCAAAUACUGGCCCAGCUUCUAGAUGUAAAUAUUGUACAGUAGGGUCUUUUUUUUUUUUUUCCUUUGGUUAAUUGUAUUUCUCGUAGACAGCACAUCUCCUUACAAGGACAAAAAUGAAUAUGGACCAUUCUGCAGAGCUUUUGUGGAUAUUUGGCUGGCGAUGGCUCUUACUACUGCAACUGUUUAUGGCUGGAAGAUCAGCAUUGCUGUCCGAGGCCGACAUUGUCAAGGAGGUGGCUUUGUGCUGGGCUCGGUGGCCACCAUGCAGCAGCAUAUGACACACGGGUGCACUCUGAGCAAGACAAGAGGUGGCCUCCUGGGGCAGGUGUGCCUGUCUGGUGAGGAGCAUCCUUCCUGAGACAGGGUAGCAGUGGUGCACUGGAUGACACGCAGCUCAUGGGACAGGCCAAGCGGGACUCCAUCGUGCCAACAACUUGAAGAAUGUUUUCCUUUUAUUUUUCUUUUCCUUUUUUAAUUUUUCAAAUUUUUUUUAUGUUUCUUAUAAAGAAAAAAAAAAACUUUCUAGGGCAGUGUUCCCUGUAUCUUCAACAGAAUCUUUUUUGUAUUACAGGAAAUACUCUCCACAGCCUUCUUUGGUAAUAUGCAGUUCAGCUGAUGAGAAACAACACACAAACAAAGUGCAUUACCCAAAGAAGCUUUCCAGAAUGUUUCCAGUCUUAAUUAAAAGAAAAUUAUACAGGCAGUGAGACACUGAGAAAAGUAAACGUUGGAAUAACAUCGGAGACAUGAACUUGGAGUGCCUAACAAACAAAGAUGUUUAUAUCACUGGAAAAAAAAGAUGUGAUGAUUGCCACACAAGAGCCAUGGGCUUUUUUUUCUUACUUUCUUGCUCUUUUUUUUUUCCUGAGAGAGUGUUAACUCUUUUUUUUCUAGCUUUGAUCCUGACGGCAACUUUAGAGGCCGUGUUCUUCUUGUGGGAAAUCACCAUGCUUUGGGCUAAGUUUCCUUCUUGUUUUAUUGUUGGUUUUUAGUUCAUUUACUUUCAAAGAAUGAACAAUUCUGACUUUGCAGGGGGAGGGUAUUUUUGUAAGGAAUGUUUGCAUAGUCUGACAUGACCCAGAAAAUCUGCUACACAUUCUUAUAGUGUCUUCCAGUCAGUAUUCUAUGAAAUAGUAACACAGCUAAGUAAUGUGCAUUGUUUGCCAAUAUUUUAAUUUUUCUGAACAAAAAAACCCACCAAACAAAUGCUGCUGCAGCUAUUACAAUUAAUUGGGGCAGUAGCAUUAUUAAACAAUAUAUCCAGCCUUGAAAUGUAAUUUUGUGUAUGUGUGUGACUGUGUCUAUAAGAACUGUAUUAGUUUGAUGCAGAAGCCAUGUUGUCUACAAGCAGAUGUUUGUCUGACAUAACUGUUUGGCAAAAAGGAAACUUAUUGCCGGUGCUUAAUGUACAAUUACAUCCAAUGUGUUAGCAACGUGAACAA